Messenger RNA from Tripterygium wilfordii, 2797 nucleotides. RefSeq names its product SPX domain-containing protein 2-like. The transcript has 5 exons. Bases 1935 to 2474 code for a protein of 179 amino acids. Gene Ontology annotation, biological process: cellular response to phosphate starvation. The record is from RefSeq and is a predicted model, not a curated record. NCBI's taxonomy places the organism in Eukaryota, Viridiplantae, Streptophyta, Magnoliopsida, Celastrales, Celastraceae.
UAAUAUAGUUAUACGGAGUUAUUUUUGAUAGUUUAUACAAGGAUAGAAAUCAUAUGUCUUGGUGUGAUAUUGUGGGUUACACUAAUAUUGGAGUUUUUUAAAAUCCAAAAAUCAUUGUUUUUUUGCCCACGAUUGGGAGGGGAGGGAGAUCAAGUCCGUGUCCUCAUUGACAUGGUGCUGACAUGGCCAACCUGUGAACGUAGUGGUGGCUCGGUAACUAUCAACACUUUUUUUGAUGUUGGAUGGAUGGAUGGACCCCCAAUCAGUGUGACAUGAAAUGCAAUGCACGCUUUCAGUAGUAUUCUUAGCUUUUGAAACGGCCCUGAGUAAAUAAGCAUUUGCUGACCUGUCACCAUAAUUGUUUCAAUUAAUGGAAUGGAAGAGUUGGUCCAUCUUUUGGAGAAGUGAUAACUAAUGAGUUGAGGUGACUACUGACUAGGCUGUGAUGAGAGCUUCAAAUUGGUAUUUAUGUAGACAGUUGUGAAGGAUUUUCUGAAAAUUUGAGCUGGAAAGAGAUGAAGUUCUAAAACCCUGACUGGUUCAAUAAUUGAAUUCUUACUUCCUGGAUUUUGUUUCUCUAGUGGCAGAAGUCGUCUUUGCUAUUACCUCCUCUGUGAAGGAUGUAUGUGGCAAGCCUCUGACGGAGUGCCUUUUCCUGGAUGAGUAUGGGAAGAUAUGUCUCGAUGAAAUUGUUUGGAAGGGAGUGGUGGAUAAUGCAGACAAAGAUAGAGUAAUAAGGCUAACAAGAAUGAAACCUCCAAACGAGUUCUGAUCACAAGUCUUUAUCACCGGCCAAUUGAAUACGGUGGUGUUCUUAGUAUGGAUAGCACCUCAUAUCACCUGGGAAUGCACUGCACUUUUUACCUGUAUGUCUUUACAUCCAUGAAGAUUCUGUGUUAGCUUCACUCAGCGGAAAGUAUAAAAAUUGGCUCAGUUGCUCAAGAUUUUUGUUUACACCUUUGGAAUGGGGUCUUUUUGUACUUUUAUAUGAUAUGAGACACUUUAUUCUGUACCAUGUUAUAAAUCUGUUGAAAAGUUUGCAUAGGAAAUUAUGGUGAUUUGUUUUUUUAUUUGGGAUCUCAUACCAUUUAUCCAUAUUGCCAUAGAAAAGAUCUUUAAAGUAAACAACUCUCAUGCACAAAAUUCCCGUGGUGGAUAGGAUAGGGUCAGAGACACGUAGACCUUACCUUCACAUAUUAUGUGGGAGACUGUUUCGAGGAGUUGAACAUUUUGACAUUUAGGUUAUACCCUUAUAACUUUACCAUUAGGUCACAUGUUUGUCAUGUUGAAUCUCAUUCUGCUAGAUGAAUCUUAUUAUUCUAAAGCAUUUAUCAACAAAAUGGGUUCGAGUUCAUAGUAAUGGGCGGGGUCGGGGACAGACAGCCCUUACCCCCACAUGUUAUGUGGGGAGACUGUUUUUAAGAAUUGAACAUGUGACAUUUACUAGUUAUAUGCCCUGGAGAUGAAGCCUAGCGGCAGAAUCAUCUGUUGAUGAGCAUAAAACCACAGAUUUUUCGACAGCAUCCAAGUUGGUUAUCAUCAAUUGAUUACAUCGUCAAAGCUUGCGAAGUAGUGGAUGUAGGGUGGUAUCAACUAGGGUUAAUUUGUUUGCAGUCUGAUGAAUUAUCGAAAUAGUUGGACUUAUGUCAUUAUCUGGUGUUUCUUUGUCUUUAAUAUGCUAUAUUAGUUUAUGGUUUUUUAAAAUUAAAUUAUGUAAUCCCUCCAUGUUUUAUAUGACAAAACUAUACAGUUGCAGGAGUGUUUUUUUUAUCCUUUUCUUUCUUAACGAUUGGUUCAAGGAAGACAUGAAAUGACUGCUGAAAAUAUAAAUACAAGAGCAGGGUAUCUGCAAAAUAUACUUCCUUGUUUACUACUAGCUGGCGCCUUAUAUAUUUGGAGUCUGGAUUAUUGGUUUAAAGCAAGUCAUCAUCAGCAUGAAGUUUGGGAUGAAACUUCGCAGUGAGGUCGUGCGAAGCACGCCUCAGCGGAGAACUCGGUUUCUCUCUUACAAGAAGUUGAAGAAGCAGAUCAAAAUACAUGAGAAGUUAUUGAGAUCAGAAAGCUGCUUUAGUUUUUAUCUGUUAUUAGAUCGUGAACUCGACAAGGUUAAUGAAUUUUUCAUCGACAAAGAGGAGGACUUCAUCAUCAAAAUGAAGGAACUUCGAAUUAGGGUUGCAUCCAUAAACUGUGGUGAAGAGAAGUUGAAACUGCAGAAGGAAAUUUUAGAAUUUCACGCAGAGAUGGUCUCCCUACUGCAAUACAGCGUCCUUAACUUCACAGGAUUGAUGAAGAUAGUGAAGAAACACAAGAAGAUAGCAGGCACAUCCACUCACCUUCCUUUCAUAAUAGAGGCUAUGCAGCAGCCAUUCUUCUCCCCUAACUCUCUCUUGGAGCUUAUGAAGGAAUGUGAAGACAUGCUUUGCCAUCUUUUUUGUGCUCAGGCUAUGUUUGGCAAGAGGGUUCGUGAGGGUUAAGGGAGUGCUGUAUAAUGCAGACAAAGAUAGAGUAAGAAGGCUAAUUAACAAGAAUGAAACCUCCAAACGAGUUCUGAUUACAAAUCUUUAUCACCAGCCAAUUGAAGACGUUGGUGUUCUUAGUUUGGAUAGCACCUCAUACCACCUGGGAAUGCACUGCACUUUUUACCUGUGUGUCUUUACAUCCAUGCAGAUUCUGUGUUAGCUUCAUUCAGCGGAAAGUACAAAAAUUGGCUCAGUUGCACAAGAGUAGUAUUGUGAAUUGAGGUGGAAUGAGGUCUUCUUGUAGUUUUAUAUAAUAUGAAACACUUUAUUCUGUACCA